This is a messenger RNA of Orbicella faveolata, 2185 nucleotides long. RefSeq lists its product as uncharacterized. The record is from RefSeq and is a predicted model, not a curated record. NCBI's taxonomy places the organism in Eukaryota, Metazoa, Cnidaria, Anthozoa, Scleractinia, Merulinidae.
AGCAAAAAGAGAAGGAAUCUCAUGUCUUGCUGCAGGAUAACAGUCCCACGGGGAGACUCCCUUAUAAAAAAAAGGGACGGGAGUACUUGUUGGAAAUUUUGAAAAGAUCCCCUCAGAGGUACCAAGAUCCUGUUUUGCAGUCCUAAGAGGCCUAGGUAUCAUUUGUAAAUCAACACAUUUUCCUAACUUUGAGUGAUAAAGAUGAUCAUAAUGCUUCUAAUACCUUUUACUUGUAAAGUUGAUUGUCAAAAUUAAUACCUCCUGUCAUUUUUUUUUUUUCUGGCUCACUGCCCUUAAUUAAGGUAGCGCAAAAGCUCCCGCUGUGCCCUUUUGAGGCUGAACACCCUGAGAGGUACCAAAACCACUUUUUUAACUCCUAGAAGGUACAUCGAGCACCCCUGACCUUUUUAAAUGGAAUUCCCUUCUCCCCUGGGGGUAACACCCACCCCACCCAUCUGGAAAUUUGCACAUGACAUCUCAUGCAGUUAAGUUUCACACUUUCCCCCUACCCACUGGAAUUUCAAAUAACCCUCUGGGAGAUGGCUUAUGGUUAUUGCUUGGAACCACUCAUUCCAGAAGAUUCAAUACUCAGUACAUAUUUUGCCUUAAAUUACUUGACAGAGGCUGAGUCAAACAAGACUUCAUCAACUCAGAAACCCGCAACAGCUGGUAUAACAGCACCAACAAAUUCAACUGUGACAUCAAGGUUAAAGCCAGAUCCUGAUGUUGGUACACCUACAAAUUCAACUGUGGCACCAAUUGCAAGUUUGAAGCCAUAUCCUGAUGCUGGCAAACUUGAAGUGGGCUUGAUCGUCAGUCUUGUGGUGGGUAUCCUGCUGGCACUAGUACUGAUCGCAGCUCUGUUUGCUUACCUGUACAAAAAAAGAGCGAGAAGGACAGCCACUGAACAACAGUUGCCAACCCAGCCAUGACAAUACCUGUAAUGGGAGUAAUGAGAUUAGGACAAAAGAAACUGCUAUGUAGAGAAUGCAUCCUCUGAUGUCCUGGAUUGUGCAAUAAUUUUCUUGCUUUUGGUAGACAAUAGUUUUUAUUGUCAAAGGUCAUGUGAACUUGGAGUAGCCAAAGUACUCAGCAUUAAUAUGCUAGUUUUUAAAGUUUUCAAGACGGUUUUCUCUAGCUUUUACCAACCUGAAAAUUGAAUGCCCAGGAUUUUUUUACACAGAAAUAAUUUUACAUAAUUAGUUAUGUAUGUAUUUACAAUCUAUCAAAUAUUUUCCCUCAUAUGCGAUUGGUCUAAAUGUGUCACAUGACUAAAUAUGCCCCAGCUAAAAUUGGGGAAUGUUUAAGUGAUUAGUAAAUAUAAAAUUCCCCAAUUUUCAAAACUGUGCAUGUGUGUUGCGAAAAAUAUUUGACGGAUAAUAAACACAAUAGCCUCCAGUUAGCUUGAAAAUAUACUCGGAUAUUUGUCCUUGGACAUUCUCUGUUCCUAAUGAACCUCAGAGAUUUCCUCAAGCUAUGCUCUCGGCAAACUGUUCGCUUCUCAGAACACAUGUCUCUGGACAAAUAUCUGAGCAUAUUUUUGCACCAAAUGGAGGCCAUAAAGUUUAUAAUAAUAUAUUUAUUAUUUUUCUCGAUCCCAACUAUUUAAAUAAUCAGUGUAGGUAAUCAUAUGAAUGUGAGGACAAUUAAGGAUUUACACUAUGAGGGAUAUCUGAAAAAUCUCUUAAAAUUGCACCUUAACAGGCCAAUGUAAUUUGAAAGAUUUCUUUAUAUAAUGUGAGUAGUGAAAAUCCAUUAUUGUUCGUCUGAGUUUUCAUAUGAUUACUCACAUACUAUGACUGAGAAAAUUACACUGCUGUGUUUAAAACUUGCUGACAAAUUAGCCUCCUCUCAGCAAAUCACUAAGUAAUUUUUUCAUUCAUAUAAUACUUUUUUAUCCAGUUUGCUUAAUUAGUUGUUGUUAAUAUGUGCAUAUUAGUGUUCCAGAAAAUGCAAGUACCCACUUCACAGAGCAGUUAUCAACGGCCAAAAUUAUGGUAGGAAAGUAAGAGAUGUAAUUGGAAUUGGGCUGGGUUGGGGUUGAAAAACCGAAAACCCUCUCUGUGGGGAAAUAUAGGUAUUUUCUGGAGCAAAAAAAUUUCCCCUAGAGUCAGUGUUUUCGGGUUACCCCAUGAAUUGAACUUUUAUACAUGAAGUAGACUACUUUUCGUUCUGACUUCAGAAC